AUGAAGCGGUUCAUGGGCAUAUCCGCUGAGACGGCGGAGCGAAGUAAAGAAGACAUACAUCGCAUAUUUGACAAAGUGGAGAGGGCCAUAGAGAGGAACCCUACGAGAUCAGGGUUUAUCGUGGGCGAUAGAUUCACAGCUGUAGAUCUCACGUUUGCAGCACUGGUCAGUCCGAUUGUACAGCCCGAUGCGUUCGCUGAUAUAAACCCAAAACUCAGUCGGAUGCCAAAAGAACUGCAGGAGAGCGUACCGGUAUUCCGAGAUACAAUUGCGGGACAGCACGCAGCGGCUUGCUAUACCAACUACCGAUUUGCAACGCUGGACUCCAACAAAGUGGUACCACGUGUGCUUCCUGGCAAACGAAUACGGUUCCGCAGUGGUCCUAGAAAUAACUUAGUAAACAUAGCGCUAGUAGGCGCAUCCGUAGGGUCGGUGAGUCUCGCAUCGGCGCUGCUGGUGGCGAUUCCUGCGCUCAAG
Molecule: messenger RNA, 477 nt
Organism: Sphaeroforma arctica JP610
Lineage: Eukaryota; Ichthyosporea; Ichthyophonida
Exons: 1
Source: RefSeq, a predicted model, not a curated record